Molecule: messenger RNA, 1330 nt
Organism: Theobroma cacao (cacao)
Lineage: Eukaryota; Viridiplantae; Streptophyta; Magnoliopsida; Malvales; Malvaceae
Product: VQ motif-containing protein
Source: RefSeq, a predicted model, not a curated record
CAAUGAAUAUAUUAAUGAUGGAGGCGCGUGUCGAGCACAGGCAUAAAGGAGGCAAUGGGGGUUAAACACAACUAAAACAACUCCCAAAGUCCCCACCAAAACAUUUCUUACCAAACCGAAAAUUGAAGUACCAAAAACUAUCUCGCCUCCACAUCUAAAUCUCCUCAGACUCUCCCCUCUUUCCUCCUUCGUUUCCCUUCUUCAACCCCUUUCCGUCCAAAGAUCAAAGACGCCCUCAAAAAAAAAAAAAGAAAGAAAGAAAGCUAAAUGGAAACCUCUCCAAGGCCGAGCCCAAACCCGAAUUUCCUUGCAUCUCCCAAGAGCCACAGUCCCAACAGCAGCACCAGCAGCACAAGCAGCAGCAACAACACCAACCCACCACCGCCAACUCCUCCAGCUCAACAGCCUAAGCCCAUCACCAGAUGCGAAUCCGCCAAUCCGUACCCGACGACCUUCGUCCAAGCCGACACUUCCUCGUUUAAACAAGUCGUCCAGAUGCUCACGGGAUCCUCCGAGACCGCCAAGCUUGCUUCAUCCACCAAACCAAAUACCUCCGCUCAAUCCGACCCUAACCCGAAAACCCACAUCCCUCCCAUCAAAUCCAUCCCCAAAAACAAGCAAAAUUCUGGGUUCAGGCUUUACGAGCGAAGGAGCUCUCUCAAGAACCUCAAGAUCAACCCGUUGAACCCGGUUUUUGGCUCCAACAAUUCCGGGUUUUCGCCUCGCAAACCUGAAAUACUCUCCCCUAGCAUUCUUGACUUCCCUUCUUUGGCUCUUAGCCCUGUUACUCCCUUAAUUCCAGACCCGUUUGACCGAUCUGGACCUCGAAAUUACACGAAUUGUUUUAACAAUAAUGCGAAACUAGACAAGGAAGCUGAAGAGAAGGCAAUUAAAGAGAAGGGUUUUUAUUUGCAUCCAUCACCGGCAUCUACACCGCGAGAUUCGGAGCCUAGGCUUCUCCCUCUUUUUCCAGUUACUUCACCUAGAGUUUCAGGUUCUUCUACUUCUUCUUGAAAUAAAAAGAAUCAUUUUUAGUUUUUUUGUUUUUGCUUUUUCGUUAUUCUGCUGAUGUUGUAAGAUUUUUAUAUAUUGUUGGGGCAGUGAAGAUGGGGAAUCGGAAAGGAAGGGGAAAAACAAGAGAUAAUAUUUGUAAUGUUGGAUAUUUUGAGAGGAAUGAAGAGAAAAUCUUUGCUUCAAUUGUAAAAUUUUAUGCUUGUUUUGACUUUUAUUUUCCCUCUUUGUUAUGUUUGUAUGCUAGGAAAUUUGAGCUAAGGACGAUAAGAAAAUAAGCUUAGUGAAUUAAGGAAUUAAACUUUGGUAUUUUGAGAAA